Molecule: messenger RNA, 1531 nt
Organism: Conger conger (European conger)
Lineage: Eukaryota; Metazoa; Chordata; Actinopteri; Anguilliformes; Congridae
Product: phosphatidylethanolamine-binding protein 4
Exons: 7
Coding region: 263-868 (201 amino acids)
Source: RefSeq, a predicted model, not a curated record
GGUGGUAGUAGCCUAGCUAACAUCCAUUUAAAAAAAAUGUGCUUAAUAAUUGUGCGUGGAUGAAAUCAUUACCGAGGUCAACAGUUUAAAACCAAUUUGGCGCAUGAUGUUAAACUUGUAUUUUUUUACUCGAUCAGAAAGAUUUUGGUCGAUUUCAAAUGCGCAUGAGGAUUAACCAUGCUAAAAACCAAUACAGAUCAAGCUACGACGCUAUUUUAAAAUUCCAGCUCCGUCGUCAUCUCUCAAGAUUGCAUUCUGCGACAUGAAGAGGCUUCAUAUUUUUUUGCUUUGUGCUACCGUCAGUUUGUGCAAAACACAAGAAGUCUGUGGAGGAGAGUGUGGUGCAGAAACUCUGAGCGAGCACGAUGCGGGUUUCUGUCACGGGGGAUUAGAGGUGAUUUACCCUGAGUUGAAGAUCAGCAUCUGUAGUAUCGUCCCAAGGGGACAGAGCCUGAGGGAUAAGAUCAGCAGGGAAUGGGGACCUCCUCGCGUGCGACUGACGCGUAUCGAAAAGGGGAAGAGGUAUGUUCUGAUGAUGGUGGACCCAGAUGCUCCAAGCCGCUGCAGUCCCACCCGUGCCCACUGGAGGCACUGGCUGGUCGCCGACAUCGCGGGAAGUGACCUGAAAAAAGGUGAUUUCAAAGGCUCGGUUCUGUCUGAAUAUCGCCGCCCAACCCCCCCAAGAAACUCUGGUCUCCAUCGGUACCAGUUUAUGUUGUUUGAGCAGCCGGCCGACGAGACCCUCCACCUCAGCCAGGAGGAGUCCUCCUCACUGGGGAACUGGGAUCCACAGGCCUUCAUCCAGAGGUUUGGUCUGGGGAGUCCACUGGCUGCUGUUCAAUUCCUCACGCAGAACCCCAAGGACUAGUGAAGGUACAACCUGGCUGACAUCGUCCACCGUGACCUCUGACCUAUGACUGGCACCCAAAGUCAGCAGGGUGCGACCACCCUACAUGUUUACCAGUGCAUGCCACCUAUACACCCAAUAAACAUGAACAGUUCCAUGGCAACACUUCAUGAGGAGGCAACUGCAUUCUGCUUUCUCAACUUCAUGGCAUUAUGUUACAUGGCGUACUUGUCUUUUCAUGAGGUUCCAAGAACAAUUGUGUUUGUAGAAUUUAUCUCGCAUGCUCUGGCUCUUCAGAAAAUGUUUAGGGGCAUGGAUCUGCAGAGGCGGUCCAUGACAUGCCUCUUGGCCUGUUACAGUGCUUGGAUCUUUGUCCCUUCAUUGACAUUAUGGUGCAGAUGUGAUGUGCUUUGCAUAUGCUUAAUGAAACUAUGCGGUUAUGAAUAUAAAAUAGCUUCAGUGCAUUACCCUCAGUGGAAUCAUAAAAAUAAGCCUUUGUCUGAGUGGUAUAUCAGUCUGUUGUAAUGUAUUGUUAAAUUGAGGUGUAAUUUCCCCUUUCAUUUCUUUGAGCCCCCCUUACUGUAUUUCUCAUUGAUGAGGAUUGAUAGUUACCUGUGUUUGGAGUUGAAUGUGUAUCAUAUCACUAUAGUGAAUAUUGCUAUUAAAGUAUGAUAUAUUACUAUA